AUGUACGAAGUAACCGAGGCGAACGUGAAGCGCAUCCUCGAUCACCAUCGCGGAGGAUCCACAAUUAUCGCGGAGUUCUCCCAGAUUCAUCUGCACGGUUUUGGUGCCUUUACGCCCAGUCGGACGUACUACGUAUGCGUUGACGAUGGAACGUCGUACAUCAUGAAAACGGCCGCGCCCACAUCGACUGAUUCAGGAAACUAUUCUCCCAAUUCUCUCGAAACGGAACACGCGCUCUUGAAAAUCGUCGCAUCCCAAACGAACCUGCCCAUCCCAGCUAUUUACGCCUUCGAUAUCUCCGCGACGCGCGUCCCAUUCUCCUACUUGCUCCUCGCGCACUCCAAAGGGGUUCCGCUUACACUCGCGCGCGCCUCAGGGAAGCUCUCCCCGCGCCAGGCCGCCCUGCUCGACCUGCGCCUAGGAUCGUAUCUCAAGCAACUCCACGAGCGGGUCCAGAAUGAUUGGUUCGGCUUCCCGACCCAAGCAAAGGACGAGCUGUAUAGCUGGCAGGAGGCGUUCACUCUCCUAUUCGAGACGGUCCUCGAGGACGCGCGCGAGGCCGGAGUCGCGCUGCCGUACGAGGACGUACGGCGGUACCUCUCGCGCGCGAUCGGGUUUUUCCUGUUCGACGACUGCGAGGUACCGUCGCUAGUGUCGUUCACGGGCGAUGAGGACUCAGUGCUCGUCGACUUCGACUUGAUAAGCGGGGUUCCGGAGGACAGGGAGAUCCAAGUGACGUCCUUCGUGUCCGUAGGGCAUGCGCUGUGGGGCGACCCGCUGCUGGAGACGCUCUUUUUGGAGCCGAGCGCGGCGUUUGUGGAGGGGUAUGGUGGCCCGCUGGUCGUGUUUGCGAGGCAGAAGACAAAGCGUCUGUGGUAUACAUUGUUCUUGGCACUCGUCAUCCUCGUGCAGGCGAAGCGUCCAGGACUCGAGGAGGGUGACCAUGAAAAGGUGAAUUGGGCGAAGGAGACAGCGGAGAAGAGUGUGGUUGCGCUCAAGGAUGCCCCAUGCUAUUAG
Molecule: messenger RNA, 1017 nt
Organism: Dichomitus squalens LYAD-421 SS1
Lineage: Eukaryota; Fungi; Basidiomycota; Agaricomycetes; Polyporales; Polyporaceae
Exons: 2
Coding region: 1-1017 (338 amino acids)
Source: RefSeq, a predicted model, not a curated record